CAAUGAGACGAGAAAUCGUAAGCAGUGGCAACACUAUCAUAUGUCAUCUUGUGAAUUGCGCGAAAUGUGUUGAGCAGCCGCAAUUAUUCGAUUUAUACAAGUUUUGUGAAAUUUUACAAAUUAACAACGAUAUCUUUUAUUGAUUGGGCUUAAAAUAUAUUUUAAAAUGGCGCUACAAUGUCCUGGUUCAGUGGAUGUAACCGAUAUACAAUUUAAGUUACAAAGUAAACAUAAAAUUUUUGGUGGAAAUUCUAAAUUGCGCGAUCACGUUAAUUUAUUGGCAUGUGCCAGCAAUUAUGGUCUACUAUUUGUCGGCAAUCCAAAUGCUCCGGAAUUACAGGCUUAUAUUCUUCCUGAUGUUAUAUAUGCGAAGUCAAAAGGACAACCGGUGCACUUAAGAACUACGAAACUUCCUAAUGUGCCUAAUUCAAUUGCAUGCAAUGCAGACGGGUCUAUGUUGGCGGUGAAUUACACGCUACAAGGUUAUGGUGUUUUGGAUAUUUACCAUGUACCAUCAUUCGCGACUUCUGAUGUAAAAACACUAUAUAGCAUACGCUUGCCCGAUCAAAACGUAUAUGCUUUACAUUUAUUAUGGAAUCCUGUAUUGUCAAAUAUCAUUGGUGUAGUGCUUAGCAAUGGUAAUUUUGCGUUGUAUACACUUAAGGAUGGUGGCGCUAUGGAAAUGCGUUCUCUUCAAAAUCAGCAAAUACAAUCUGGUUGUUGGUCCCCAAAAGGUAAACAACUUGUGUUCGGAUAUCCAAAUGGAAAAUUGCAGCAAUUUAAACCUGACCUUACGAUGGUUAAAAGUAUCAUUUGCCCCCCGAAUGUACAUCCUGGACCAUUCGAUACCAUAGCAUUACAUUGGUUAUCCACUUUUCAGUUUGUAGCUAGUUUUUUGCAGAAUGGGGAGGAGGCUAUGCCCAAUAUGUAUAUAAUAAAUGCACCGAAGGGCGGUACCCCAGUUUAUAUAAACUACAAUGAUGUAUGCUACAGUGGUUCAGAACCGAGAAAGCAACAAGUUACAUUCAUGCAUAUUGCACAGUGGAAUUUAUUACUAGUUACAUCCGCAAAUGGUGUUGAAAUAGGGCUAUUGGGCACUAAAGAUGCUAAUGAUCAACCCCAAUGGGUGCAUUAUAUGUUGCUGGAUGAAGCCCGCAUUGAAAUGCCACUUACCGAAGGCAGUGAUGAAACAUAUCCCAUUGGAUUGGCAUUGGAUAUUUCGCCAACACAUGAGUUGGUAGUGGGUGAAAAAAAGUUGCAUCCCAUGCCGGUCAUUCAUGUACUUUCUACACACGGUCAUUUGCUAUGUUUUAAUUUUUUGAAUUUGUCAACAAAUGUAAAUAUCUGUUCGCCACCAGCGCCAAUUCAAUACGCAAUGGCUAAGUUUACCAUUUUAGCUGAAAGCAGUUUCACUGAUGCGGAUGCCGCAGAAAAGGAAGAGAAUGAAAAUUUGCCUGUCCCAUCAAUUGAAGCACCACCGCCACCGCCGGCAUCUACAUUAACCUUCAAUACACAACCACAAUUAAAUGUUGCUAAUCAAAAUUUGUCGGCCUUUGGUGUGCCGGCGAAUAAGAAUUUAUUCUCAGGUGGUUUUGAACAAAAACCGCAAAAUUUAAAAUUUGGGAUGGCGCCGGCCAAUGCCGAAACAAUGCCUAAUAUAUUGAAUAAACCAACAGCACAAGCUGCGCCCUUGGCAGCUCCGGUAAACACAUUAAAACCUGCGCCACCCACAGAAGUUUUUAAGCCCUUGUAUACGGUUUCACCAGAAUUUGCGCCACCACCAGUACAACCCACGCAACAAACUCCAGGAAAAACAAAAACGCACACACUAAAUUUAAAUGAAACGAAUACAGUGAUACAACAAAUGAUUGUGAUGCAAAUUACAGCAUUUGACAAAGAAAUUAAGCAAUUAGCACAAAAAUCGAAAAUAGCACUUAACGACGAUCCGGGUAUAAUGAAGAGUUAUAGCAAACGCUUAAUUAAUCUACAAGAAAUUAUUGAACAAGCAAAUGAGCGAGAUUUCAUAAAGGAUGUUCAAGAUCUACGACACUCACUGACCGAAUCAUAUGAAAUGUUAAAUGAAUGCCGCUCUAAACUGGAAACUUUCAAAAAUCCUGACGAACCAGGUGCAAAGUAUUUAUCAUUAUAUGAUUGUAUUAGUCAACGUCAACUGAAAGGCCUUCAAAGCUAUCUUACCAUUAAUCAAAGUAUAAUGAAGCGGCUAGAGGAACAAAUGGACAUACAAUGGUCAUAUUAUCAAGAUUUGGUGCGUCGUAACUCGAAAUCUCAAAUGCGUAUACCAUGCCUUGAUGGCAUAUAUCAACAAAUGACCAAGUUGAAAAAUCUUAUUACACAAGAGCAGACAAAAUUGCAUUAUAUUAAAAAUAUUAUGAAGCAAAAAGAUUUGGGCAAUGGCAGAACGGGCAACGAUUGUCGCAAAGAAAGCAAUCAAUUGAUAAAAUCGGAUGUAGGCAUUGUGUCAUUAGCAGAUUCUAUACUCUCCAUGACUAUACACAACAUUACAGAUGCCAAAAGCAAUAAAUUAUCCGAGAGCAAAUUGAAUGCUUUACGAAAUUUUACAAAUCAACAAGCGAAGAUAAAAAUAAUCAAGCCACAGCGUCCUAACCGCAUUGAGCUGACGUCAGAGGUUAUUUUAGAAACCAAGCAACUUAUCAAAAAGAAAGAAACUAAAGACGUUAAAACUAUUAAAGUGGCUGAGGACAAAAAUGUGGCGACAACAAAAGAAGUCCAACAACAAGCGCCAUUUAGCCUAAUGCAAGCGGCGACUAAACAAAAUAUUGAGCUACAAGUGCCAAAGCCGCAACAACAACAACCAGAACAACAGUCAUUACAAUUCUCAAAACCAACACCAACAGCCGGAUAUUUCAGUAACUCACAAAGUUCAGCACAAACUGCUGCAGCUGCCCAACUUAAGCAACAAACUAGCACACCAUUUUCGACAGUCGGUUUCGGUAAUGGAAACAAUUUUCUGCCGAAAGCUGAACCACUAAAAUUCGAGAGCGGAAAUGAAAUGCCUAAAUUCAACGCAAAUACAAAUGCAUUCAAAACCGAUGUUAUUGAAAACAAAACAAACACUGUAACUGCACACAAUAAUAACGCUUUAGCAAAAACUGAGACUGCUGAUAAAUCAUCCGCGCCUGCAAUGAACUUCUCAUACACAUCGAAAGGCGAUGCGGCCGAUAUCGGCAAGUCCUCGUUAAAUUUUAAUGCCCCUUCGAAAGCCUUUACCGGUUUUGGUCAACAAUCGUCGAAUACAAUACCACAAACCAACAUAUUCAACGCAAAUAAGACAACAGCAGUUAAUGCGAAUGCUAAUCAAACGAACGAUGCGCCGAAAGCGUUCAGUUUUGGUAGCACAUUUAGCGCAUUAACUGAUUUGAAUAAUGCUAACAAACAGAGUGCUGCGCAAAAUCAAUCAAAUUUACCGGCUAAUACAAAUGCGACGGCAAUAACGCAACCAUUAUUUGGCACAACAACAAUGCUACCAACGAUUUUCAAUAAACAAAACGAGAGUCAAUAUUUUGCACCACCAACAGCCCCCCUCUCAGCUGCUAGUACAAUUGGAAAGGAAAAAAUAUCCACUGCUGAUGCACAAACGAAGAGUACGUCUUUGGUAAAUGCUUUAAACCAAGAUACAACAGAACGUAAUGUUGUCGGUAAUGUUGGUGCAACGCAAACAAAGAGUGAGGCAGAUGACAUGUAUUUGAAAUCUUUGA
Messenger RNA from Bactrocera dorsalis (oriental fruit fly), 3737 nucleotides. It is a transcript of the gene Nup214, whose product is annotated as nuclear pore complex protein Nup214. The record is from RefSeq and is a predicted model, not a curated record. Gene Ontology annotation, biological process: RNA export from nucleus; protein import into nucleus. Gene Ontology annotation, molecular function: protein binding; structural constituent of nuclear pore. NCBI's taxonomy places the organism in Eukaryota, Metazoa, Arthropoda, Insecta, Diptera, Tephritidae. Gene Ontology annotation, cellular component: nuclear pore.